Molecule: messenger RNA, 1601 nt
Organism: Sphaeroforma arctica JP610
Lineage: Eukaryota; Ichthyosporea; Ichthyophonida
Exons: 1
Coding region: 256-1545 (429 amino acids)
Molecular function (GO): catalytic activity
Source: RefSeq, a predicted model, not a curated record
GGGACUAUUUAGAAGUGCAAUGUUCUUGCGACUUGCCACUUGCGAGUGUGUGUAACUGUGUACCCAACAAAAGUAGCAAACUUCACAUGCGGAGGCCGGAGCUGAUACGCCGACACGACUUUUAGGAAACCGAGCUGACGGCUUCUUUAGUUUUUGGUAUACACAGUUAUACACGAAAAGGACCGGUGUAGUUUGAUCAGAAAGCUAUUGUGGCAACAAGAUUUACUGCUAUUAGAAACCCAAGAACUAAUUAUAAUGCCACGAAUUACAUUUACAGUUCUGGUUACGUCGUACUUGGCGGCGGCGGUAGUGGGUAUGGCAGUGGUGAACGAAAGCGUAUCAAUUACAACAUUCAAUACAGGCCUUUCAGCUACGGUAGCAAAUUAUGAUUCGCGCAGACUCCUGCUCGCAGAUGCACUUAAGAAAGAGGUCCAUACCGAUUUAUUUUGUAUGAACGAAAUGUGGUACAAGCAAGAUCUCGACCUUUUGUUUGACGACGAGGAGUGGAUGGCCCGAUAUCCAUAUCAUUACCACUACAAUAACACCGAGUGGGAGGUUGCUGCGAAAGGAGAGCCUGUUGAUUCAUUGUGCCCUGCGACGACCACUAUCACGUUAGUCAAAUUGAUGGGUAUUGAGGAGUGUAAGGCUGACUUCACAAAGGCUAUUACCGUGGAGGGUAAAUUAUAUAACGAUCUGGUUUCUGAUCUCUUCGCUCUGCUGGACUGUUGGAAGACGAAUACACCUGAUGAUUUCUUGAUUAUUUUUAACAACAAGAAGUGCUAUGGAUGCUUAGUGAUGGCCGGUACCACUGGAGACAUUCCCUCAAUGCUGAAUUGUAUGCGAGGGAGCACUGACGAGAAGGUCAAUGAUCAAGCCUUCGAGUCGCUGUUAUACGGGUUAGUACUGUGGUCCAAGAUACCUUUGACCAACGUCGGCGGAAAGUCUAUGGAUUGGGGGAUAGUGCCUAGAGCGUUCAUUUCUGGCGAAACUGAAUUCCAAGGCGUACAAACUGGUGUGCUCUGUACGCAUGUCGCGGUUGAAGGGCCGGAGCAACAAGACCAAUUCCGAGAGAUUACUGAAUUUGUCAAGGGUGAAGAGGCCAAGGGUAUCAUUGAUUGGAUCAUGGCCGGUGAUUUAAAUUCAGGACCCGAUGCAGCGGAUGGGUCAAGUACCUUAAACCCUGACCCGAUCAGCACUAACGGAACAUCCUCAACGGAGCUCUUGACUGAAUUAGGAUGGUGGGGUAUUUAUGACAACACUGUGCCCAACAAGCCUACCUGGGAACGCCCUGUCAUUGGACCUGAUUACAUGGACGGCAACACAAACAUUUGCGGACAUGACACCGGCAAGAACUGCUCAGGAUACACUGAAACAUGGUCAGCCAAGAAUGUGCUUGACCAUGUAAUGGUAUGGGGUGACAGGCUCCCCCGUGACAGUUCACGGUACAAUGCGAUAAGAAUUUUAGAUACAAAGUAUCCCUCGAAUGGAUCAAUUGAGGGAUAUCAUAUCUCAGAUCACUACGGGGCGCAGGUCAAGCUGCAAUAAUUGUCUAUUUAUCCUGUAAGCAUAUAAUAUACCUGUAAUUAAAGCUAAAUAUACCC